This is a messenger RNA of Corythoichthys intestinalis (scribbled pipefish), 4830 nucleotides long. RefSeq names its product glycerol-3-phosphate dehydrogenase 2 (mitochondrial) (gene gpd2). Gene Ontology annotation, cellular component: mitochondrion; glycerol-3-phosphate dehydrogenase (FAD) complex. Gene Ontology annotation, molecular function: glycerol-3-phosphate dehydrogenase (quinone) activity; calcium ion binding. The coding region runs from base 150 to 2348 and encodes 732 amino acids. The transcript is spliced from 18 exons. Gene Ontology annotation, biological process: glycerol-3-phosphate metabolic process. Lineage: Eukaryota; Metazoa; Chordata; Actinopteri; Syngnathiformes; Syngnathidae. The record is from RefSeq and is a predicted model, not a curated record.
UCAUUCGAGUUUUGCUCCACUUCCUGGUUGUAGCUGUCAAACUCUGGCUACCAGCAGGCUAGGACAACAACCGAUGUCACGGUCGCCGCCCUGCAUCGCCCUGAGCGUGAGCGACUUUCUAUCUUCCACAAACCAAGACAGCUUGUAAUAUGGCAUUCAGGAAGGCCCUCAAAAGAACGGCUAUCAUAGGUGGUGGGGCUGCCGCCACCGUUUUUGGUCUGUCACAGCUCAUAGAGUAUCGGAAAAAGCAGCCAACCAAGAAUGGAUUGGUCCGGUUAGCUCACAUGGCAGCAGAAGCAAAACUGAAGGCUCCCUUUGCAGAUGAGCUUCCUUCCAGACAGGCGCAGCUUGCGACACUGAAAAGCAAAGACUUUGACGUCCUAGUAAUUGGAGGCGGAGCCACUGGUGUCGGAUGUGCCUUAGAUUCAGUCACACGCAACCUUAACACUGCUCUUGUCGAGAGGAAUGACUUCUCCUCAGGGACGAGCAGUCGAAGCACCAAGCUUAUCCACGGUGGGGUGCGCUACCUCCAAAAGGCCAUCAUGAAACUAGACUAUGAGCAGUACAUGAUGGUGAAAGAGGCCCUCCACGAGCGAGCCAACCUCUUAGAGAUUGCACCUCACCUAUCAGCGCCACUCCCCAUCAUGCUUCCUGUUUACAAAUGGUGGCAGCUUCCGUAUUAUUGGGCUGGCAUCAAGAUGUACGACCUUGUAGCCGGGAUCCAGUGUUUAAAGACCAGUUACGUCCUCAGUAAGACCAAAGCACUGGAGCUCUUUCCCAUGCUGAAGAAAGACAAGCUGGUGGGAGCUAUCGUCUAUUAUGAUGGACAGCACAAUGAUGCCCGAAUGAACUUGGCCAUCGGCCUCACUGCGGCCCGCUACGGUGCUGCCAUAGCUAACUACACUGAGGUGGUUCACCUGCUCAAGAGUAAGGACCCUCAGACCGGUAUUGACAAGGUUUGCGGGGCGCACUGCCGGGAUGUGCUCACAGGAGAGGAGUUCGACAUUAAAGCCAAAUGUGUGAUCAAUGCCACUGGGCCUUUCACGGACUCAGUGAGGAAGAUGGAUAGCCAGGAAAGCCAAAACAUCUGCCAGCCCAGUGCCGGCGUGCACAUUGUCAUCCCCGGUUACUACAGCCCUGACAACAUGGGCCUGCUGGAUCCCGCCACAAGCGAUGGCCGAGUCAUCUUCUUCCUGCCUUGGGAGAAGAUGACCAUUGCUGGAACUACAGACACUCCCACCAACGUAACAGCCCACCCCACCCCUGGGGAGGAUGACAUCAACUUCAUCCUAAGAGAGGUCCGCAACUAUCUCAGCCCAGACGUGGAAGUAAGACGGGGUGACGUGUUGGCAGCUUGGAGCGGAAUCCGUCCCCUAGUGACAGACCCAAACUCCAAAGACACUCAGUCCAUCUGCCGUAAUCACAUUGUCAGCAUCAGUGACAGUGGAUUGGUCACCAUUGCAGGGGGAAAGUGGACCACUUAUAGAUCCAUGGCUGAAGAGACUUUGGAUGCCGCCAUUAAAGCACACAACCUCCCAGCUGAGGAAUGCAAAACUGUGGGUCUGAUGUUGGAAGGUUCCAAGGGCUGGACGCCAACACUUUACAUCCGGCUAGUGCAAGACUACGGCUUGGAGCAGGAAGUGGCGCAACAUUUGACCUCUACGUAUGGAGGUAAGGCAUAUGACGUGGCCAAGAUGGCACAUGUCACGGGGCAAAGAUGGCCGAUCGUCGGGAAAAGGCUGGUGUCUGAAUUUCCAUACAUUGAGGCUGAGAUAUUAUACGCUAUAAAGGAGUACGCGUGCACCGCCAUUGACAUCUUAGCCCGGCGAACGAGACUAGGCUUCCUGAAUGUGCAGGCAGCUGACGAGGCCCUCCCACGCAUUGUACAGAUCAUGGGUAAAGAGUUGGGCUGGAGCCAGGAACGCAAGACGACUGAGCUGGAAGCCGCGAAGAAGUUCUUGUAUACUGAAAUGGGCUACCGAUCUCGCUCUGAGCAGUUGAACAAGACAUCUGAAAUGACUCUGGACAACCAGGAAAUAGCCAGGUACAAGCAGCGCUUUCAGAAGUUUGACAAAGAUCGCAAAGGGUUCAUCACAACAGUUGAUCUCCAGCAAGUCCUAGAUAGUAUCAAUGUCCAAAUUGAUGGGAAUUCUCUCCAUGACAUUCUUAACGAGGUGGAUGUCAACAAAAAUGGACAGAUUGAAAUAGAUGAAUUCUUAAAGUUGAUGAGCGCCGUCAAGAAGGGCCAUGUGUCCGAUAGUCGCCUGGCCAUCUUGAUGAAAUCAGCCGAGGAAACACUGGAUAUGAGGGGACCUGUGACGGUGGACCGCAGCGGAGGUGGAGUCUGAAUCCAGGAUUUCGUGAACGUCUCUUGUGAACAAUCUCAUUUGAAUGACAAUGCAAUCAGGCAGGGUAUUUGGCCAAAUCAAGAGGAAAUCGGUGGCGCUCCUGAAUGUUUGGGGUGAAAUAGAAUCCAAUGAUUGAGAUUUGUUUUCCAGUGCCGCCUGUUUGUUUGUGCGUUGAUUUGUUCUCAGCAUCAGGUGCCUCCAAUGUUCCACAGUGCACAAUGUGUCUAUUUAUAGCAUCUUUUUUUAAAAUCAAAUGUUUUUACUUUUAUAGCCUUAUAACACUCAUUUUUAAACUAGAUACUGAUUGUUGUUUAAAUACUGAUGGAAACUUUAGCUUUUAUUUUACAGGUCGACAAUCUCUUAAUACUGUAUGAGGGUGGUACAUUGAUUUGAUGCUAAUUAGAUGACUCCAAGUAUUUUACUUCUUUAUACUCUUCCCUUUAAAAAUAUAUUUGUUGUAAGCUGCCAAAUGAAACAAGACAUUGUAGACCUGCAAAGUAAGUUUCCAAUUGUUUCUGAACCCAGCGUUACUGUUCAGGUACUGACUUGUACUUCAACACCUAUUUACAGCUUAUUUUAUGCAAGAGAGACUCUUAGGAAGCUGAAGGUGUACAACUUGCUCAACAUCUGCCAAAGCACCUGCAUACUCCUACUGAUACUGAUGUUUACAGGUUUUGAGCUUUAGCUGUACUGUUUCUGCUGUAUUUAAAAUUAUUUACACCUUUUUUUAAACCACAUAAAUUAUUAGCAUAGAGAAUAUAAUAUAAAGGCAUAGAGAUAUUUGAUGGUUUCCAUAUAAAAUACAUAGACAUUUAUUUAAAAAGGUUGAAAAGGGAAUAUAUAUUUUUAUUUAGUGGAAAUGCAUGCUCUUAUUCUUCAAGUAUUGUAACAUAUUUUGUAAUAUUUUAAAGUUGCAUUUAUAUUUUUAUGUGAAACUCGAUCUGAGGAAUGUUGUGUUAGCAUCGUGCGUGAGUUGCUCAAUUUGAACAUGUCUUGCACACAGUGUUGUUUUUGACAGCCCUUUUAAUUUUCGUUUUAUUCUUAGUAAUACUUAUUAGACUUAGUCAUAUUUUAGUCAUUGUCAAAAUGUUUGUCUUCAUCUAGUUAUUGUUGACGAAAACUCAAGACUAAUUUCGUCUAGUUUUCGUCGACGUUAACAAAAAAUGUUUUCAUCUGUAAAAUAAAAUUUUUUUAAAAAGUACUCUUUACAAAAGCAAAGGUUUCCAACUAUUUCGAAUGAAUAUUGGCAUACGAGCACAUAUUGUAGCGUCUUCAAGGAUAACGCUAACUUAGUGAUGAUACACACUCGGCAGGAAAACAUAUUAUUUUCAAUUAAUUAUACCCACCUGGACGCCACAAACUGUACGUAAAAAAAAAGUUGUCCGAGAGUUUAAGACGACGCUUGCCAUUAGCAUUAGCCUAAUGCUAAUGUGAGUAUAGCAUAGCGUUGAAUGUGAAUGCUAAGCUAACGCUACGAGUUACAUUUAGUGUGUAAUGAUCAGUCAGCGUCGACCUUUAAAGGCUCAAGCAACAUUGCAUGUUUUCUCUGGCAAAGAUAGAAAACAAAUCUUACAGUGUGUGCAAUGCUGGACAUAGGAGAGCAGCAGCACAUCACAUGAGUGACACAACCAGACACUGCUAUGAUGCAGGCUAACUACACUUAAAAUGUCACACACUGUAAACGUGACGGAAACUAUGGCGCAUUUUCGUUUCGUUGUCUCGUCAGACGAAAACUGGCAUUGGUCUCGUUAUGUUUUAGUCCCCCAAAAAACGUUUUUAGCCCGUUAUUGUCUCAUCGUCAUGAAUUGUUUGUUGACAAAAUACUUUCGUUAAAGUCAUCGUUGAUGAAAACAACACUGCCUGCACACCUAAUGUUCGAAUUAUGAAAGAAGAAAAAUGUUACGUGUGCCUUCCAUGUUGACACAAAGCUACUGGCUGAUACUGCCGUGUCAUCUCACUACAUUUCCAAGGUUUCAUGUGCUUCUAGGUGCUUUUGAUUUGUUAAAUUUUAACAAUUCAACUGCAGGAGCGCACACUUAGCUUUUAUAAAUCUUUAAGAAUGUUAUUCAUCCAUCCGGCCUCCAGGAGUUCAUGUCAGCACAUGCUUCUGUGUUACUUGUCACCUCUUCCCACAGUCAACAGUGUGCUUUGAGUGUGUCGUCACAUUGGGCUUGUCUUGUGUAUUUUGACGGUGAAGACCGUCAAACUGCCAACUUUUGCUCAUUGCUUUAACGGGUAUCCCGAUGUUUGUCUCCUUUUGGAUGAAAUUACAGCUUUAUCUCUGCUCAAAGAGAAUCAUGUUCCGUUUUCUUUUGCCACCACCUGUACUAUAAGAAUACUUUUGAGCCAGUAUUCUGAAGAGACAACACAAUUAUCUAAUUAAAUGUAUCUUGUUGCUCGAACAGCUUUGUGUUUUUGUCUCAUGUUGUCUGACGUCAUUCCCACUGGGCACCGAGUGACAAGGCAUCAUGUGAACAUAUAU